Strongylus vulgaris is the source of this 470-nucleotide messenger RNA. NCBI's taxonomy places the organism in Eukaryota, Metazoa, Nematoda, Chromadorea, Rhabditida, Strongylidae. The record is from the annotation of a GenBank genome assembly.
UAUCUACGAUGUGUGGGCGGAGAAGUGGGAGCUACCUCAGCUCUUGCCCCUAAAGUCGGACCUUUGGGUCUUUCACCAAAGAAAGUUGGUGACGAUAUCGCUAAAGCCACUCAAGACUGGAAGGGACUCAAGGUUACUUGCAAGCUCACCAUCCAGAAUCGUGUUGCCAAGAUCGACGUCGUCCCCUCGGCAGCUUCAUUGCUCGUGAAGGAACUCAAGGAACCUCCACGCGAUCGAAAGAAGGUUAAGAACGUAAAGCACAAUGGUGACCUUACCUUGGACUCGAUCAUCAAGAUUGCAAGGAUUAUGAGGCCAAGAUCAAUGGCCAGAAAGCUAGAAGGAACCGUCAAGGAAAUUUUGGGUAAGGACGGUACCGCACAGUCAGUUGGAUGUACCAUUGAUGGCCAACAUCCUCAUGAUAUCAUUGAGCAGAUCGCUAAUGGCGAAAUUGAAAUUCCCGCCGAGUAAUU